Apiotrichum porosum is the source of this 411-nucleotide messenger RNA. RefSeq names its product monothiol glutaredoxin grx5 (gene GRX5). The transcript is spliced from 6 exons. The record is from RefSeq and is a predicted model, not a curated record. NCBI's taxonomy places the organism in Eukaryota, Fungi, Basidiomycota, Tremellomycetes, Trichosporonales, Trichosporonaceae. Bases 1 to 411 code for a protein of 136 amino acids.
AUGUUUGCCCGCGCCGGCCUCCGCACACUCCUCGCCCAGCGCCGUUCGCUCUCGGACGAGGCUCGCAAGCUGAUUGACGACGCUGUCAACAAGAACACCCUUGUCGUGUUCAUGAAGGGCUCGCCCGAGGCCCCCCAGUGUGGUUUCUCGCGCGCUGUCUGCCAGAUCCUCGAGGUUCAGGGUGUUCCCCGUGAGAAGAUCAUGUCGUUCAACUGUCUCGAGGACCCCGAGCUCCGUGAGGGCAUCAAGGAGUACAGCGACUGGCCCACCAUCCCCCAGGUGUACGUCAAGGGCGAGUUUGUCGGUGGAUGCGACAUUAUGAUCUCGAUGCACCAGUCGGGCGAGCUCGAGAAGCUCCUCGUCGCCGAGGGUCUUGCCGAGGAGCUCCCUCCCCUUGCCGAGGAGAAGUAA